AGGUUAGGAUUAUAGCAGAACGUCACAACAAUAGAUAGUUUGAAUACAAGUUACAGGAUUUGUUAAAGUGGACUUACGCACUUAACAUAUAACACUUUUGCUAUAAAGUCAGCUUGAUAUUUAUAAUUUUUAUCAAUGCUUUGAAAAAGAUUUUGUAAAACAUAUAUUGUAGACACUGCUGAUAAGAAUUUGUAUUUUUAUCAGAUACAAAUUGACGGUUACAUAUAUUGACACCGUCGACGGACAGGACUUUUUGAAAAACUUAAAUACGCCUAUACAAUUCAAUAUUAAAAGAUGAAAAUGAUGUUUAGUACAAUGAAGAGUUAUGCAGUUUUUAUAAACUUAAACUCAAAGGGAAUAAGUAUUUGAGUAAAAAAUCAGUUUAUUUGAUCACACUGCAGCGUUAUUCAUCGCAUGAAAGGUAGAAUUGUUGUGUUUAUAAAACUUCGCAAAUGAAAUUCGUUUUAUCGGAAAAGACUACGAUACAAAUUGAAAUAAUUAAAUGCACGAUUAUCGCAAGAAUUUUAUCGUCACGCUGUUGUCAAUACUUCAAGAGUACAAUAGUUUACUUAGAUAUAAGACAAAUAACUCAUUGAUAAAAGCCAAUUCAGCUCUCCGUAAAUAAAUACGGCAUGUGUGGAUGCCAGACGGUCAUUGUUACCAGCAUGUUCAUACUGGACGUUCAGAAGCCAUCGACCGUAAUCUGCAGUGUAGUCUACCUCAUCGUGAUGUUCGCAACGGGCUCAGUAACUGGUAAGUUGUGUGAGUAUAAAUCUGGCAGCUUCGAUCGUUUUCGUGCAAGCAAAGGAUGCAGAAAUGUAAUUAACACGGUGCAAAUCAUUGGAAAAAUAGUGCAGAAAGGCGGGGUGUGUUGGGCCUUAGUGAACCGGUCGACGGGGCUGUGUACUGACGCGUUCCACGUGAAUAUGAGCAAAGAAGAGUGCUGCAACACAGAAGGAGGUGACGCCGUGUCUUGGACGCCCCACACCGUUACCAGUGAUGUAUUCUACUUAAACUUCUUCGCCGAUGGCGCCAGCUCAUGUCAACCAUGCCACAAAACAUGUGCGACAGUGAAGUGCGAACCAAACAAAAUGUGUGUUAUGAGACAGGGCGUUCCGAAGUGUGUUUGCGGGUCACACUGUACCUCCAGUUUAGGCGACAAAGGCAAAGUAUGCGGAACGGAUGGUACACAGUACAAGAACGAAUGCAUGCUGCGAAAAAUCAACUGCGAGACUGGUCUAAACACACAAGUCGAUUACUAUGGCAAAUGUCGAAAAUCGUGUCGCAAAGUAACAUGUAGGCUAGGGAGCCGGUGUCUGGAGGACCAGGACGGGUUUCCCCACUGCGCCCGCUGCGAUACAAGGUGCACACGUCACUAUGACGUUGGCCAACCAGUGUGUGGGGUUGAUGGGCGAACAUACAACAACACGUGCGAACUUAAGGCUGCAAUUUGUCGAAAUGGAAAGAGCAUUCGGAUAGCGUAUGAAGGCCAGUGUAAUAAAAAGUAUUCGUGUUCCAAUUUUAAAUGCAAAAUCGGACAAACAUGUUUGGCAAAUCCGGACAACGGUCAACCAGUCUGUUUCACGUGCACCGACAUUUGUUUCACACCCAAGCGCACCGAAGUGUGCGGCACAGACGAGAGAACCUACGCCAGUUAUUGCCACUUGACGCUGACCUCUUGUCGAACUCGUUUGUUUAUAACGACGAAACGAAGCGGGAAAUGCAGAAAAAAGUUAGGCAAUUUAGAACGUUAUAAGUUGCCAGAUGAAGCAUUGAACACCCAGAACGAGACGGACACUCAAAAGCUAAAGAAACGUUCACGGAAGCAACGCAGGAAGCAAAUAAAACAGAACAAGAGACAACACAUUAAAAUAAGACGUAAUAAGGCAAACGGACAAUCUAGGAAAACAAACGCGGUUUCUACGAGCUCAGAGAAAAUAGACAAACCAGGAUGAGUUUUGCAGGUAUUAGUUUGCGGGUGCCUAUCUGCUAUGUGCCAAAUGACCCUUCCGGAUCGACUGAUUUGGCUCAAGUUACUACACUAACAAAAUAAUGACUAUGAAAAUAUGCGCCUAUAAUGGGACAUGAAAGUUAUAUAAAACGUAUCAAAAAGGAACAAAGACAGAAGCUGGUUUUCUGAACACCAUGAUGUUUAAAUUGAUGAAGUCUAUGAAUCGAAUGUUUUUUUUCCGGUUGUGUUUCUUGUUUGCAUGGGCCAUUGGCCAGUUACAAAGAAUUUAUUAUGGUAUUUAUUUUAACAAGUUUUAUUAUGUGCUUCAUAUGAAUUAAGAGACAUAUGAGCUAAUAAUAUGAGCAAUUAUAUUUAUUGUUUAUAUGAACUUUAGUAUAUAAUAAAACUACAUCAUUGUAGCGUGUUAAAUAUAUGUUGUGGUAUCUAAUUGGAACGGUUUGAUAUUGUCUCGUAUAUUGUGUUAUUGUAAAUAUAUGUAUCAAGUUGUUAAUAAAUAAACAUUAAAAAUUA
Dreissena polymorpha is the source of this 2482-nucleotide messenger RNA. Its product is annotated as follistatin-like. The record is from RefSeq and is a predicted model, not a curated record. Gene Ontology annotation, molecular function: protein binding; calcium ion binding; collagen binding. NCBI's taxonomy places the organism in Eukaryota, Metazoa, Mollusca, Bivalvia, Myida, Dreissenidae. The transcript has 7 exons. Bases 633 to 1955 code for a protein of 440 amino acids. Gene Ontology annotation, biological process: anatomical structure development.